GCUGUUCUGUUUCCUGGUGAAAGGUGGCUGGCUGCUGGGUGGUGGUGGUGUGUGAGAGGACAUGGCGCUGCCCUGGAGGCAGUGUAGCUGGUGCAUGUUUGGCAAUCACGGGGUGACAUUAAUAAACAACCUGUGUCGCACCCAACAAAGGACACUAGCCAUCACGGGUGUGUGGAUUAGGAGGACGGGCACCGUGGCCAUCCUGGGCACCACUAACAGCACUGGAUGCGAGGCUGUAGCUUUUACCAAGAAACCGAACACUCGGUGGAGGAAUAGCUUCAGAUUGUUUCACACUAUGCAAAAUAGAUGUUGCUGCAGUAAUGUGAGUAGUGAUGAACAACUGAAGGACCCCUUCAAACUUGUUCAAAAAGACUUGAAGAAUCUCUGUGAGGACAUUAAAAAGGAGCUGUUUGUUUCCAAAACAGAACUGAAAUCUCUGUGUGAUUAUUACUUUGAUGGAAAAGGAAAAGCUUUCCGACCAAUGAUUGUGGUGCUAAUGGCUCGUGCAUGCAAUCUUCACAGCAACAGAGACAGAGAGCUGCUUCCAGGCCAGCGCUCAAUAGCUAUGAUCUCAGAAAUGAUUCACACUGCAAGCCUCGUUCAUGACGAUGUAAUCGAUGGCUCUGACACCCGGAGAGGGAAAACCACUGUGAAUGAAGUCUGGGGUGAAAGAAAGGCCAUACUUGCAGGAGAUUUUAUGCUCUCUGUGGCAUCUCUGGCACUGGGUCGUCUUGGCAACACCACUGUGGUAUCAGUCUUAUCUCAGGUCAUCGAAGAUUUAGUACGGGGGGAAUUCAUGCAGCUGGGUUCAAAGGAGGCCGAGAACGAGCGAUUUAAACACUACCUCGACAAAACCUUUAAGAAGACUGCCAGUCUUAUAGCAAACAGUUGUAAAGCAGUGUCUCUUCUUGUAAGCUCUGACCCAGCGGUCCACGAGAUUGCUUUUCAGUAUGGAAGGAAUGUAGGAAUCGCAUUCCAGCUGGUAGAUGACGUAUUGGAUUUUACAUCUUGUGCAAAUCAACUGGGAAAGCCAUCAGCAGCAGAUCUCCGGCUUGGUUUAGCCACAGGACCAGUCCUAUUUGCUUGUCAGCAGUUUCCAGAGCUCCAUGAAAUGAUAAUGAGAAGGUUCAGUUCAGCAGGAGAUGUGGAGCGUGCCUGGCAAUAUGUACUGCAGAGCAAUGGUGUCCAACAAACUACCUACCUCGCCCGGCGUUAUUGCAAAGAAGCUAUCCGACAGAUCAGCAAGCUGUCUCCUUCCCCAGAGAGGGAGGCUCUCAUACAACUCACAGAAAUCAUUCUGAUUCGUGACAAGUGACAUCUGAAACUCCUCUGUCCAAGGCAGCUAUCUCUCUGGACAGUGCCUGCAGAACCAACAGUGGUUUGUCCACAGUAAUGGAGUAGAGGGGGUUUGUAAAUAUUCACCCAGGACUGAAAGAAACAUCUCCGGAUUACAAAUCUGCACUGUUAUUGCCCAAAGAAAGAUUCUGCUAAUCCCAUUACUCCAGACAGAACACGUGGGCUUUUUAAAAUCAAGGAAAUCAGGUGGUGGUUUUGCGUGGACUUGUUUACAUUGUUCUAUACAAACCAUCUAAACUGCAAGACCAGUGUGGGUGUUCUGGUCUGCUUACACUGACAUGGUGUACAUGUUAUAAAUUCACAAUUAUAACAAAGGCCUUAAUUCCUCAAGCACCAGUAUAAUCAAAUUUACAUAAAGCCAAUAUUUUUUAAUUACUGUUCUGCCUGUGUCUUAUUUAAUUACCACAGUAACAAAUGUAUAUAGGAGAAUGAUUUAUUAUAAAAGACUGUACAGAAACUUCAAUUAACAGGUUAUAUACAAACGAAAAGGUAGAAAAUUAUUAUUUUUUUGUUUAAAGAAAAGUUGUUAGUUACAGAACACUUAACGUUUAUUAUAACAAAGCAAACAGACAACAGGAUCGAGGCAUUGUUAGCUGAAAGCCAGAAAAGUUAAAAGUUAGUGGUCAUUUAAGACCUGAGUUUAACUUCUAGCGUUACGGCUGUAUUUUCUUACACAGCAGGUCCAGAUGAAUUGUACAAAAAUGUGAUCUGUGAAAAAACUACAGCUUUUUCUAAAUCAAGAGUCAAGAUGAUAAUUAUUUGGUUAAAAGGAGAAAUGGUAAGUUUAAACAAAAAAAAAAUGAUAUAGGCUCUCAUACAGCUCACAGAAAUCAUAAAUAUAAUCAUGUUUUCAUUUUUGUUUCCUAUCCUGUAUGGCCAUGUCACAAUAUUCUACUGUGCUCACCAAGGUAACAGAAAAGUAUGGUAUAACACUGGUCUACUAAACACUAGGCAUCCCAGUCUUUUCCUGUACAUCAGAUUGCUUCUCCUUGUCAGUAACACAAGACUGAUGAUCAAAAUACAUCUCCAUUUAAGUCUUAAAACAGUGGAAUUGGUUCAGCUUAUUUAAUAUGGCACUUUCAUUUCACACAAAUUGGAAAAAAUCAAACAAUUCACAAAUACAAUGUUGAUUAUAUUAAGGUUAAAAAGAUUGCAAAUUGUCAAAUUUCAGGGUAACUCAUGGUCCAUGAUUAGUGCUAAUCAGGCUCUGAAAUCAGCAGAUAAUUUACAAUAGCAAUAGGUGCGCUAUGUGACAUUAAGUUAAACUACUAAAACUUACCUUAAAAAAAAAAAAAAAAAGUAAACAGUAUCACUGCAAUAAACUGCAGCAGACCUUGACAUUUAGUGCUUGCUAGGCAAUCCUCACUGUACAAGUCAUUGGACAGUAUAGGAGGGGCCUUGAAUUCACUUUCACAUUCAUGGCCUUGUUUAAAAAAAAAAAAACAAUAGGAGUCUUGUACUAAUUCUCACUGCGUCAUUUACACACCAUUUACACCAUGCUCUGACCUGGUAUGUGAUGGGGGACUACUGUAUUUAAACACACGUAAACAAUUGCAACAAGUCUAUCUGUUCAUUUCAGGAUAGUUUACAUUAUAUAUAAAAUGUGUUGCUAGAAUGAGAUGUAAUAGCCACGGAAAAUAACACAUGAAAAUAAAAGAUGGGAGGGGCAACAAACAGGUGUAAAAUCCAAGUACUUUAAUUCUGGUCCACUAGACUGUUCUGGUUUAUGGAAUGCUCGUUGCAGCAUGGCAGUAUUUCAAUUUAAAUUCGGGAAAUCAAACAGUUCCAUGAUACAGAUCAGGUAAAACCCAGAAAGAUCCCACAGAGCAUGCUUACACUUACAGCCUCCAAUACAAAUUGUAAUAAUUUCAAAAUGCUAGCACAUUCUCAUCGGAUUUGUUCCUGUUUUUCAGGGUAAUGGUU
Molecule: messenger RNA, 3279 nt
Organism: Polyodon spathula (Mississippi paddlefish)
Lineage: Eukaryota; Metazoa; Chordata; Actinopteri; Acipenseriformes; Polyodontidae
Product: all trans-polyprenyl-diphosphate synthase PDSS1-like
Exons: 11
Coding region: 62-1315 (417 amino acids)
Biological process (GO): ubiquinone biosynthetic process; isoprenoid biosynthetic process
Cellular component (GO): transferase complex; mitochondrion
Molecular function (GO): prenyltransferase activity
Source: RefSeq, a predicted model, not a curated record